This is a messenger RNA of Rhodamnia argentea, 2342 nucleotides long. RefSeq names its product protein IQ-DOMAIN 12. The record is from RefSeq and is a predicted model, not a curated record. The transcript has 5 exons. Lineage: Eukaryota; Viridiplantae; Streptophyta; Magnoliopsida; Myrtales; Myrtaceae. The coding region runs from base 640 to 1896 and encodes 418 amino acids. Gene Ontology annotation, molecular function: protein binding.
UUUCUCUCUCUGCUUACAGAGCAGGGUUUGGGUGGACAAGCUCUUGCCAAAUGACUUCACAGAAGUGCCCGGAUGUCUGGUGCUGAUGUCCUGUGAGUUCUUCAUCAUGGUAUUUGCGCAGUGUACUAUGUUGUCUGGGAAUAUUGGUUCCUUCUUUUCAUUUUAGGGGCUGGUUAGGAACUGUAUACAAACAUGCCGUGCAAUUAAGGUCAAGUUUCCUCCUUUUUGAAGGUUUAUGAAAGAGGUGAGUUUCCUCAGUAAACGCAUGUCAUUGCCCAGUCUUUUUCUGGCGUAGAUGCUGUGGCAGGGUUAACCACUUGUGCGGUUCUUUGAUGAACCUCUUAAAUUCUUAAUGCAUGCACAGUUCAAUUGGGUCCUGGAAUCACUGCUGUUUGACUUUUCCUGUACUUUGUUUCGGUGAUGUUGGUAUUAAUGUCUUUUGACUUGGCUUGCUUUGAUGGGACGGAAGAGAAAUCUUUGUUCUGUGGCCUAAUUUUUUUUGGUGGGGACUUUCGAAUUUCAUCUCGGAACUGUGAUAAUUCUUUGUGUGAAGGCAUGGAUUCUUUUGUUUCUUUUGAAAGCUUCUUGAUCAUCGAGAGGGUUUCGUGAAGUCAAAGAUGAAUUCUUCCUGAAUGUUAUAUGGGGAAGAAGAUGUGUUGGUUCGGCUGGAUAAAGAGGAUCUUUGUCCCUGACUCAAGAGGAAAAGCAGAAAAGAAAUCAAGGAAGUGGGGGUGGUUGUUUGGAGGGCUUAAGCUCAAACAAUGCCCUCAACUUGCAGCACCACAUGCGAAAUUGAGUCGGGCGAUGGAGGAACAGAGGAAGCAUGCCCUGACAGUCGCCAUGGCCACGGCGGCCGCUGCCGAGGCAGCAGUUGCAGCCGCCCAUGCCGCAGCAGAGGUGGUCCGGUUGACCGGCGCUUCUCAAACACAGCAUCGCAGUUACAGAGGAGAUCCACACUCGGCUGCCAUCAGAAUUCAAAGCGCUUUCCGGGCAUAUCUUGCGAGGAAGGCGUUCCGUGCACUAAAAGGACUGGUGAGGCUACAAGCUAUUGCCCGUGGCAGAGCUGUGAGACGCCAAAGAGUUGCCACACUGAAGUGUUUGCCUCCCUUUAGUGCGAGUAUGCAACCUUCUGUCCUGCAAAGGAGUGCAUCCCGAAAUGGAGGCUGUGAAGUUUGUGAGAAGAAAGAUCUUUCCAAGUCCAGAAGAGAACAAGCAGAAACAGAAGCAAAGCUCGAUUGCCCCAGCCAGAGGAUUUGGAACUGCAGCGCAUACUCGAAGGCAGACCUUGAAGCCAAUCUGCUAAGGAAGCAAGAUGCAAUAAGCAAAAGAGAGCGUAUGAAGAAAUUUUCAUACUCCCACCGGGAAGGACGAGGUCCUCAAGUUCCGGAAGAAUUUCAAUGGACCAAGGACUAUGGGAGGUGGAGCUGCCGCCUAGAGCCGUGGCCCGACUCAGAUGCUUACGCGGACGAGAGACCACAGACUUCAAUGCCCAUUGCACAUUCGGAUGCAAAUAGUGGCAAAAGACACGAAAUUAGACGAGAGAAGCUGGGAAGCACCCGCGACAAGGAUUUAAGCGAGGUGCUGAACAUUCCAUCUCUACCAAGGAGAUCGUUUGGUCAUGCGAAACAGUUAUCAAUCACCGACGAUGGCACCGUUCCUAGUUCGCCAGUUUUUCCUACUUACAUGGCGAUCACCGAAUCCGCAAAGGCAAAAGCGAGGUCCAUGAGCACGCCGAAGCAGCGAGUCGGAUACUUUGAUGCUGCGCAUGAUCAGGGUUUCUUCUGUAAGAAUGGACUCUCUCUGUCAUACUCUUUCAAUAACGGGGACUAUGGGAGCGCAAAUAGGAACAUCGCAACUUCUCGAAGAGUAUCAGAAGGCACAAAUCGUCGAUACUGACCUGUUGGAAGCCUAAACCCCGCCGCGCUUCACCCGUCACCGAGGCCACACAAGAUCGAAACUAACUUACACUGGUGUCUUCUCUUGCCACGGAUGCUUGGAAUAUGUUUUUUUGAGUACAUAAUCCAUCAGUAGGUAAUUGCCAAUGCCUUUCGUUUACCUUUGUGCUGGUUUUUUGGGGGUGCUUGUGGUUUGUCAUUGCAGCUGUUUGAGCUUUGCCUUUUGCGUUCUUUUUCCUUCUUGGUUUUUUCUGAAAGAGCAUUCCGUGCAACAAGGAGUGGGUUUGUGUUGGAUAGUUUCCUUUCAUGAUACUAGUCAUGUAAUUUUAGUUUCUUUCUUCGCCCGCCGGGCCGCAGAAUUGCUGUAUGGUUGCCCUGUUACAGAAACUUUCCUCCUGAUCGAACGGACAUUGUGCGGUAUUUUAUUGGUGAAAGUCCAAUCUUAGU